Porites lobata is the source of this 2985-nucleotide messenger RNA. The record is from the annotation of a GenBank genome assembly. NCBI's taxonomy places the organism in Eukaryota, Metazoa, Cnidaria, Anthozoa, Scleractinia, Poritidae.
AUGGCUGACGAGGAUAAUGGCGACUCUCCGAAAGAUGAUUGUGAAAGUCGCCUCCAUAUCUCUCGCCAGACACUUAAAGGGCCGGAAAAAGAACUUCAAUCAAUUUUUAAAAAGCUCAGAGUUGAUAACAGACCGUAAGUAGUGAUCUUUGUUAUUAUUUUGCUCCGAUAUUAUCUUGGAGGCUGUGGAUACUAUUUCUGAAACGAGCUUUGUUUACGACAAAUUUAUCAAAUGUUUUUUGGUCAUAUUUUCGAUGACCCAAUGUAAAGCAAAUAAAUUUCAUACUUUUGGAUACAUCGUUUGUUAUUCUAGCAGCAGUUAUUGGACAGAAAGACUUCAUUUCGUCAUAUUAUACGGGUUUUCUUUAUCACACAUAUAUGCAUGCGCGCAUGAUUGAGGUGAAUAGAGUUUAACAGAGUUUUUGGAUUUUUGGGCUGAAUUUGAACUGCAUACUAUGUAGUAGCUUGCUACUUAGUUUGUACUUCUUGUGCAAUAUUCAUUGACCUUAAGACAGUAAAUUGUCUUUAUUAAGGAAAACCGUAUCCCCUGCAUGUACUUCCUUUUUUAUUUGGGUAGCCUGUUAACUCCAGUGCAAAUUUUUGCCCAUGGCACAUGCUGAUAACAGUCAUCUCUCUUUUUUUUUAGUUUUAAUUGAUAAGAAUGGGCUAUUUUAUUUUAGUGAUGUAUAAGUACAUGGAGAAAUGUUCAAAUCAGAUGAAUUUUUGCUGACUCAUCAUACUUCAAGCAAAGAAGUGUUGUUCGAAUAUUAAAUUCGUUUUAAGCAGGAUGAGAGAUUUAAUCCAAAGGUUAAUUCGAAUAAUAUUAUUUUGAUGAUUUUUUUUUCACUUCCUUGGGGAUUUUACUAACAGUAUGUUUCAGGGUCUUCGAUUUCCUUUCAAAAUUACCCCUCAGUGCCCCAAGGAACUUCCUCUACAGAGACAAAUUCACUGUGGGAGUCCAAAUAUUUUUUACUGUUAUUGUCUUCAUACAUACUUUCUGAUGGAAAGGUCAGUGUGUUUCAGUUUCCUUUAAAAUUGUACCACUCAGGAUUCCAGAAAAAAGUGUUUUUCUGAAACGAUCUUUCCAGCUAGAAGUACUUUCCCCUCGGACCUAUAAAUAUGAUUCUGUAGAGAACGGUAUGGAAAGAAAAUCCUCAAAAAUCUGCAUCUCUUUUAAUUGCUACCAAAUUUGGCACAUAAGAAGUGGACUGUAUGAGCCAUUUACGUGGCUAGUUUCAGGCCUUGACCGUGGAUAAGCUUGUCUCAACAAUUUUUUUGAAAGUGGCGAAAAGUGGCCGGCAAUGCAGGAAAAAAAUUUACCGUGGUUUUAGCAAUCAAGAAAUGCUUUUGACGAUGAAUAAUUAUGGCAGUAAACCUGUCUUACAACAGGACACCACUUGAAUUAUCAGAUAUCAAAUGACCAAGAAAAACUGAGGUAAAUGAUCAGUGAAAAUCUUAGUGUCUCACUUCUCACAAGAGUGUUGCCAGCCUUGAGUUUUUCCAAUGCGAUGAAAUGCUUCUUAGUUUGGCUUUUCAUCCCAAAAAGCCUGCUUCUUUUCCUAAAAUCUAUCUGUAAGUUGAUGUUCCUGAGCGCAGAGUUUGAAAUUUGUAAGCAAACCUUUUAACUUACUUUGCUAAAAUUACAGUUUUUGUCACAUGGUGUGCAAAUGAAUAUUUAACUAAUUAGCAUAACCUGUUGGCAUUGUAAAAAAAAGGUAGUAAAUUCUGUGUUUCCCACUAUCUAUGGCACAUAAGCAGACUAUUUUGCUAAGACAUCAAAUUUUAAUCUUUGUCCCAACAUCACUUUGCAAAAAUCACUUUUUUCAUCAAAAGGAUUGCAUGAUUUUAAUAAAACGAAUGUUUGUUAUUUUGUUUGUGACAUAUUAUGGGUUACUAUAAAGUAAAAUAUUUUUUCUUGAAAGAACAUUUCCUGCCCUUUCAAAAGAGAUAUAUAUAGCUUUCCAUGCUGCUGUAAAUACUGGCUGAGAUAUGAUUUUUUAUUUGAACAAGGUAAAUUUUGCCAUUUUUGGAUCAGAGGGAAAUAAGUUAAGUAUGUUUACUAUUGCAUCCUAGUACAUCUUACAUUCCAUCUAAGUAUCUAUUAUAAAUCCUUUGGAAAUGAAACUACAUUAUUACUGUUGACCUUUGGCAACCCAGGGAUUUGACUAGACCUUAUUUACCAUAGUUUUUCUCUUUUUAGUUUUUUGCUCCAUAUCAAUACCAUUUUUCCCACUUUCUAUGCUAAUAACAGAGGUCGAUCUUUGCCUUUUUCCCAGUAAUGUUCUUCUAUUUUUACAGGAAAAGACUUCAUAGGAGGGCAAGACUGGUGGCUCUUAGAAAUUCAGUGAGUAAAGACAAUGGAAGCAGACAAAGUGUGAGAAGGAUUCUUCGACAACCAACAUUUAUCUAUAAGAAUCAACAAGCAUCAUCAUCUGUCUACAAAAGUCAACACAUCCAUGGCUUCAGGCGGAGGAGGCGUAAAAUGAGUCUUGAAUUACAAACUGAUGAAACUUCAGAAUACAAUGAAAGAGACUCGCUCAGCGAUAGUGAACUAGAAUGUAAUAAGUCUGUUGCAGCUAAAUGUAGAAGUAAAUUUAGUGAAAGUGAAGAAAACAAAGCUGAACAAAGACCUCGUUCAGCACAAAUUGCUGUUGGUUGUGGAAGACAACACAGUAGAUUGCAGGGUGCAAGUAUUCAAAGGAUGAACUUUGACGACACCACACCAGAAGAAUUAGCAUCAUAUUUUGAUCAGUUGCUUUAUUUUCCUAAGCCUAUGUCAGCCAUGGCUGAAAUGAUGUAUACAUAGCAACACAACAUGUGGGCUAUGAACUACAUGUACCAAGCUGAAAAUUCGUCAUCUGCUAUUGUUUGUAUUUUGCGGGGGUUUUGUGAUCUGAAAAAAUUCCCUUUUCCCUUUGUAUUAGUUGUGACUUUCUUUAAAUUUGUUAUGAUGUAUUCUUGUUUUAAAAGGAAUGAUUACGUUAUC